UCCCUUGCCCCCUCCUCUCUCGCCUGCUGCGGAAAAAAACCCUAGCCGACAAACCCACAGAGAUCUCGAAGAGGAACCACAAAGAUGGUGAAAUUCCUCAAGCCCGGGAAGGCCGUGAUCGUCCUCCAGGGCCGCUACGCAGGCCGGAAGGCCGUCAUCAUCCGCAACUUCGACGACGGCACGAGGGACCGACCCUACGGCCACUGCCUCGUCGCCGGGAUCAAGAAGUACCCGAGCAAGGUCAUCAAGAAGGACUCCGCCAAGAAGACGGCCAAGAAGUCGCGGGUGAAGGCGUUCGUGAAGCUUGUCAACUACAGGCACCUGAUGCCCACUCGCUACACCCUCGACGUCGACCUCAAGGACGUCGUCGCCGUCGACUCCCUCCAGAGCAAGGACAAGAAGGUCACCGCCGCCAAGGAGACCAAGAAGAGGCUCGAGGAGCGUUUCAAGACCGGCAAGAACAGGUGGUUCUUCACCAAGCUCAGGUUCUGAUUUCAGUCCGUUUGUGAAAUGGUGUCGUAUUAGGGCAAGAUUCGAUUUUGAUCCUUUUGUUUUCAAUACAUGGAUUAAGGGAACGAUGAAUGAGGCGAGCCUGGAUUCGGCUGUAUUGGUUAAUUUGGAGCAUGAGCAUCUCAUUCGAUUUUGAAAUGCGUUACUACUGUUAAUGUUUCAGUGUCGGAUCCGUUUCGGUUGAUAAUGUUUUUUGCUUUUGACAGUUUUCUUGUAUGUGGUAGUGCUUUGACUCCGUUAGAGGAGUUAAAUCGAUAUACGCGAUGCCGGUAUUUUUCUACUAUUUAGAUUUUGUGGAAUCGAGCUUGUCAUGGUUAGUAGUGAAUUUGAAGUUCCUGGCA
Rhodamnia argentea is the source of this 851-nucleotide messenger RNA. RefSeq names its product 60S ribosomal protein L27. Gene Ontology annotation, biological process: translation. Gene Ontology annotation, molecular function: structural constituent of ribosome. The record is from RefSeq and is a predicted model, not a curated record. Gene Ontology annotation, cellular component: cytosolic large ribosomal subunit; ribosome. Bases 85 to 492 code for a protein of 135 amino acids. The transcript has a single exon. Lineage: Eukaryota; Viridiplantae; Streptophyta; Magnoliopsida; Myrtales; Myrtaceae.